Molecule: messenger RNA, 2500 nt
Organism: Nematostella vectensis (starlet sea anemone)
Lineage: Eukaryota; Metazoa; Cnidaria; Anthozoa; Actiniaria; Edwardsiidae
Product: melatonin receptor type 1A
Exons: 1
Coding region: 797-1972 (391 amino acids)
Biological process (GO): G protein-coupled receptor signaling pathway
Cellular component (GO): membrane
Molecular function (GO): G protein-coupled receptor activity
Source: RefSeq, a predicted model, not a curated record
GUAUUUGACUCUGCAGAGUCGAAUACAAAUUUUUGGUGCAUUUAUUUUUUCUUCUGGUUUACGAUCACGACUAUUUGGGCCUUUUGUAUUGUUUCGUUUGAAAAAAUGAACAAAGUAAAAAUGAAAUUGAAGAGAAGAAAACACAGUUAUUAUCAAGCUGUUAGCGUAGGUAACGCUUCGUGUAAAUUGGGACAGCCUCACAAAAAUGAAUAAAUCUAUUCAAAUAAAGACGCAGAAGUCUUAGCAAAAUGCGAUGUCACCAGGGGAAGGUACCAGUAAAAAGAUAAAAGUGUCGGGCACCGCCUUGAGUCCGUUAAGUACUUAAAGCUAAACAAUCACGAGUCAGAGGAUAACAAACAAAAUUAUCAUUUCAAAUUUGAGCUGAAAUGAAUGAGUAAUUCUUGAAGGAUCAAUCGUUUGUAUUUGGUGUCUUUCAUAAGGCUUCAUUAUAAAGCGGGUCUAUAUCCUAUCAGUGAAAGUGGCAAAAGUUAGCACCUCUCUCGCUUCUGCAGUAGACCAGCAAGAGACCGCCAGGAUAGGCGUACACACGAUGGUUGUGUGCAUAUGGAGCUACCUGUGUCGAAUAAGCUUUAAUGAAUAAGGUCCUUUGCUAGGAUACGACUGUUAGCAGAAUAGAGUGGGUAAAAGUGAAAUUUAUCCCAUGAAUAACCACAAUAAAAGAGGAAAUUCGGGCCUAAAACAUAAAAUGGAAAAACGUCAAAUAGAGAAGUAAAUAUAAGGAUCCCAGAAAAGACAGAAGACGCGGAAACUGAAAGAACACAGGUGUUAUAUCAACAUGGCAGUUCCCAUGCAAGAGGAGCUCAGGGGGCGAACAACGGCUUCUUUGGUUCUCGAGGCAGCGGUUAUGACGAUGAUAACAAUGUUGGCGUUCAUUGGUAACACGAUGGUGUGUUGGGCAGUGUACAACAACAAGAGGCUGCGUACAUUGCCCAAUAUGUACGUUGUAACGUUAGCCAUCUCUGACAUCCUCAUGGGUUCCUUUUGCAUGCCCCUUUCGCUUGAAGUCCUCAUCAAAGCUGUUUGGACCAAGCCAUUCGCCGUGUGCCAGCUGCAGGGAUUCCUUUCGUGGUUUUUCGCGUUCACGUCCCUUCAGACCAUGACAGCGAUGGCUAUUAAUCGAUACUAUCGCGUGGUGAAGCCAAACCGUUACGGGAAUUACUUCACUACAAGGCGAGUGUACAUCUCAAUUGUAGCUAUUGUAAUCAUUGCGUCCCUCGGGCCGGGAAUAGCUAUGAUGUCGCGGUGGAGCGUCAAUCAAAUCCAUUACGGAAAAGUCCUCUGCUUCAUGGUGUUUAUAAGCCAAGGCAUCGAGAAAGGCUACAUAGGAUUCGUCGAUGCAUUCUACAUCACUACUCCCAUAAUGAUUAUUUCCGUGUGCUACUUGAAGAUUUUCCUGACAGUUCGAUCACACACCAAGAACCUAAAGUCGAGAAAUGCGCCCAUGGCAUUGCCUACAGGAACCUCAGGGAGCACCUUGCCUUCCAACGAAGGCCGCGCCAAUUUAACUGUCAAUAUAGAGGAGGUCAAAGUAACCAAGACUCUGUUUGCGACUGUGGUCGGGUUUGUAACCUGCUGGACUCCUAUAGCCGUGAUAGACAUGCUGGACGCGUACUCCUCGCACCAAGUCCACGUCCCAAGAGAGGUUUACUUCGCGUGGAUACUCCUCGGGUACGGAAGUUCUUCUAUUAACCCUAUCAUUUACGGAAUCCUCAAUAGAUCAUUCCGUCGGGAGUUCAUCAAGAUAUUCUCGUUCAAGUGGAGACUUUCAAGGUCUGUGGUGCCAGAGAUCGAGGUGGUUGCAACUACGACUAUGAACCUACAACGUAAACUGCCUAGACAAAGCGAACCCGAGAUGCAUGUUAGUGGUAUCUCCUCGUCAGCGAUCGCUGAUUAUCAAGUCGCAGAUCUAACGAAAAACCGGGGCAGCACAACUAACACAACUACCCCAUGAUCAAACCUCUGACCAAACAGUAAAAGAAAUAGAAGUUAACAUUUUGGUGUAUUCAACGUCACGGCCUUUGAACCUUACUUUCAAUGCGCGAGUUAUUUUUUUGUCGCAAACAUGAUCACAUUUUCCAUUUAAAACACAUUUAGGCUCGUGUCUUAAAAGGGUUUUUUUGUUCACAACCACAAUAAAUAGACUCAAAGAACUGUCGGUGAAAAAUUUAAUCAAUUACCAAAACACCAUCCGGUACUUUUCCCAGGACUCGCAAACGACAAAUUUAUCUUCUUGACCAAUAAAAUAUUGACAAGUAUAUGAAUACGAGAAUGCUAAACGCGGCAGAAUGAAAACACGGCUUGAAACUAAAAUAGAGAAUAAACGAAAAAGCGUACUUAGCAAUUAGCGGGUCAGAGCUAACAUAACCAACUUAAUGAAAUGAGUAUGUUUAAUUAAAAUGUUCGACUUGCCACCGUUAUUCACUAAUAUUGAAACAAGUAUAGCUUAUACGAUGAUUGCAAUAAAAUAAGCUGAGGAAUA